CAGACCUUGAUGUGUAAAAAGUAUGAAGCCAGGAUUGGUGAAUCUACUGAACACAGUUCUGUUUUCACUGUAGCAAUAUAUGACUGAAAGAGUUUCACAGCGUGAUGCAUAGAACUCCUUCCCUGUAUGCAUGUUUUGACUUCCUCUUUCUGGACUUGAGGCGUGUGCAUUUGUGAGUGUUUGGUCGAGAGCUUCAAGUGGGGAACUUAAUAAAUCACAUUGGUUUCCUUUUUACAUAAAUCAUAUGGAAAUAUCAACCAUCAAAUGAGACUGAGUCUGACCUGAGCAUAAGAAAAAGGACUGGAAGGUGGUGGGAAGAAAAGUAGACCAUCAUAACCAUGCUAAAGCAAUUUAACCUCUUAAAGCAGUUUGGAAAUGUGGGGAAGGCACAAGAUGCAACUGACCUUCUCUCGGAGGAUCUGGUUUUGGUGGAGCAGCGUGUGGAACCAACCAGGAAAGCGGCUCAGAUCAUCCACAAGAAGCUGGUCGGAUGUUUGCAGAGUCAGCAGGGACUGGACUCAGAGAGACGAAUGAAAAAGCUCCCCCUUAUGUUGCUGUCUGUCAGUAUGGCUGAGAGCUUUAAAGAUUUUGAUGGUGAAUCCUCUAUUAGGAAGGUUCUAGAAAUGUGUUGCUUCAUGCAGAACAUUCUGGCACAAACAUUAGCAGACUUUGAGGUGAAGCUGGAAAAAGAUGUUCUGGAGCCUCUAAAUAAACUCAGUGAGGAAGACCUUCCAGAGAUUCUGAAGAACAAGAAGCAGUUUGCAAAACUGACAACAGAUUGGCACAAUGCUCGAACCAGAGCUCAAGGCAGUUCAGGUCCCCAGGCCAAGCAGGAUGGACUGAGGGAGGAAGUGGAGGAAGCUUGGAGAAAACUAGAGUCAAUUAAGGACCAGUAUUCAGCUGAUCUUUACCAUUUUUCCAGUAAAGAAGAUGAAUAUGCCAAUUAUUUCAUACAUCUCUUGGAGCUACAAGCUGAAUACCACAAACUCUCCUAUGAAUUUUUGGACAAAAAUAUCAUUGAGCUCAAGGAAAACCACAACCAAACAGAACCCCAGGUGGGUGUCUCAUUAAGGAAGGUGUAUGGUGAGUCUCUAAACUCCCACCUUAAGAGCUCUGGCCAAGAGAUUGCUGAACCCAUCCAGGAGUGUGUUAGACUGCUGCUGAGGACAGGACUCAGAGAAGAGGGCUUGUUCAGGUUGACAGCGGCUGCCUCUGUGGUAAAGAGACUGAAGAGCAGUCUGAACUCAGGGACAGUGGAUCAUGCUGAUUUCAGUGCUGACCCUCAUGCUGUAGCAGGUGCACUGAAAUCUUACUUGAGAGAGCUGCCAGAACCUCUCAUGACAUCUGAACUGUAUAAUGAAUGGUUCGAAGCAGCAGGAGAAAAAGAGCUAGACGACAAAUUGGAGCGGUUUCGAGCUGUACUGAAAAAACUCCCACCAGAAAACUACAACAAUCUUCGAUACCUUAUCCAGUUUCUAGCAUGUUUGUCAGAACACCAUGCGGUUAACAGGAUGACUCCUAGUAAUAUUGCCAUAGUGCUUGGACCUAACCUACUGUGGCCUCGUAUUGAGGGAGAGACUUCUCUGUUAGACAUGGCUUCUGCCUCUUCAGUCCAGGUCGUGACAGUGAUAGAACCACUCAUACAACACUCCAAGAGCCUGUUCCCUGAAGAUGUUGAUUUUGAGAUUCCAGAACUCCCAGCACUGUCUCCACCUUUACCUCAGAAGUCCCCAUUAGACACGGUCUCUCCUCCCUCUCCAACUGCCUCUGCCUCAAAAACUGACAGUCCAUCUUCAUCCGAAAACUACAGUGCAGCAAUAAAUAUUAGGACUGGUCCAAUGAAUCGUGGUGCAACAAUGUGGGAGAAUAGCAAUCCUGCUCCAGCCAGCCAGCUGCCUGCUCAGGCUUCUAGUUCAAAUGCGGCUCCUGGUGAGGAUCAGCCCAAGCCUUAUCCUCAACCACAACCUCGGUCUCUGCUUCAAGCAAAGUCUCAACCUCAGACUCAGAAUGCAACCCAGCUGAAGGCAAACAGCUUUCCAGAGGACGGCUUAGAGCAGACUCACCAUGCUCCCGAGGCCACACUGAAGAUCAGCACUCCUUUUAAACCAAGAAGGUCGUUUGUUCAGAGCAGGUCAUUUAAUAAAGACUCUGUUGUAAGCUAUGGCAAACCCAAAACCCCAGUUGUUCCCAUAAGCGAGGUCGGAGUUCUGCCAAGAAGUUUUCCACUGGCCAUGCCUGCAAUCUCUGAGGCACAGACGCAGCCUGCAGCCAAAUCCCAAGCUCCUCCAGCUCCUUCAGCGCCUCCUGUUCCUUCUGCUCCUCCACCUGAAGGAGGUCCUCAGAGAAAGGCUGUGGGCAAAAGACCCAAUGUGCCCCCUCCACUUCCACCCCAGUCCCUGCCCAAGCAGCUCUCAUCCUCAGCCCAGUGAGCCCAACUUGC
Messenger RNA from Ictalurus furcatus (blue catfish), 2440 nucleotides. RefSeq names its product SH3-domain binding protein 1 (gene sh3bp1). The transcript is spliced from 18 exons. Gene Ontology annotation, molecular function: protein binding; GTPase activator activity. Bases 339 to 2429 code for a protein of 696 amino acids. The record is from RefSeq and is a predicted model, not a curated record. Gene Ontology annotation, biological process: positive regulation of GTPase activity; regulation of actin cytoskeleton organization; signal transduction. Gene Ontology annotation, cellular component: intracellular anatomical structure; cytoplasm; cytosol. Lineage: Eukaryota; Metazoa; Chordata; Actinopteri; Siluriformes; Ictaluridae.